Danaus chrysippus (African queen) is the source of this 1431-nucleotide messenger RNA. The record is from the annotation of a GenBank genome assembly. Lineage: Eukaryota; Metazoa; Arthropoda; Insecta; Lepidoptera; Nymphalidae.
AUGGCGGCUGUAAGCGGCCCCGCGCGGCACUCUCGCGUCUCCAUGAGUGUGUCCAUGUCGCUGAUGCAGGGCGGUACGCAGAGCGCGCCGCAGGGCGCCAUCCUGGCGGCGGCGGCGCCCUACUACCAGACGCCGGCCAUACCCACAGACGUGCAGCCCGAUCGUCCUAUAGGCUACGGCGCCUUCGGAGUAGUAUGGGCAGUGACAGAUCCGCGCGAUGGCCGCCGCGUGGCUCUCAAGAAGUUGCCGAACGUGUUCCAGUCGCUCGUAUCAUCCAAACGCGUCUUCCGUGAGCUUAAAAUGCUCUGCUUCUUCAAACAUGAAAAUGUAUUAUCGGCGUUAGACAUACUCCAGCCGCCAAGCCUCGACUUCUUCCAAGAAAUCUAUGUGAUCACGGAACUUCUGCAGAGUGACCUGCACAAGAUUAUAGUUUCGCCGCAACACCUCUCAGCUGACCACAUCAAAGUCUUCCUCUACCAAAUACUAAGAGGUUUGAAAUACCUUCAUUCCGCCCGCAUUCUUCACCGCGACAUCAAGCCGGGGAAUCUUCUAGUGAACAGUAAUUGUGUUCUAAAGAUAUGCGAUUUUGGUCUAGCAAGAGUCGAGGAGCCGGAUGUCACUAAGAACAUGACACAAGAGGUCGUCACACAGUAUUAUAGAGCUCCUGAAAUUCUAAUGGGCGCGAAUCAUUACACGGCGGCGGUAGACGUAUGGUCGGUCGGUUGUAUUUUUGGGGAACUUCUAGGGCGACGCAUUCUGUUCCAAGCGCAGAGUCCUGUACAACAGCUGGAGUUAAUAACCGAACUGCUUGGAACUCCUUCGUUGGAGGACAUGCGGUAUGCCUGCGCAGGCGCACGUGCCCACAUGUUGCGACGAGCGCCGCGGCCCCCAGCGCUUGCAGCGCUUUACACUCUAUCCGUACAAGCGACUCACGAGGCUGUACAUCUAUUAGCGCAGAUGUUAGUAUUCGAUCCAGCGAAGCGUAUAACAGUGGUGGACGCGCUAGCACAUCCGUAUUUAGAGGAGGGUAGACUUCGUUAUCACUCGUGUAUGUGCAAGUGUUGCUAUAGCGCCCCUCCAGCCGCUAGGCACUACUCGCCUGACCUUGAACCGGUCGCACCACACGCCUUUCACGACGGCUGGGAGAGGAAACUCACUUCUGUACAUCAGGUUAAAGAAGAGAUCCACAAGUUCAUAGCGGAACAGCUCCAGACGUCCCGCGUGCCGCUGUGCAUCAACCCACAGUCCGCCGCGUUCAAGAGCUUCGCAAGUGCAUGGUCUAAUAUGGCCGCGUGUCUGUGUGAUACGCGGCCGUGUGGGUGUCACGUGCGGUGUGUAAGACGGCCGCUGUUGCAGCUCCACGGUCGCGCACCCAUCAGAGCUGCCCCCGUCGCCGCACCAGUGGGAAUGACAAAAGACCGCCCCCAAUGA